Messenger RNA from Amphimedon queenslandica, 4209 nucleotides. RefSeq lists its product as uncharacterized. Bases 2518 to 3531 code for a protein of 337 amino acids. Gene Ontology annotation, molecular function: ubiquitin-protein transferase activity; protein binding. The record is from RefSeq and is a predicted model, not a curated record. Lineage: Eukaryota; Metazoa; Porifera; Demospongiae; Haplosclerida; Niphatidae. The transcript is spliced from 6 exons.
CAAGAGACUCCUUGUCAGUUUCAGUGCUGUCAUGAGCAACUUCCAUUGAAUAGCAGUCCACCAUUGUCAAAAGUUAGUAGCCACGUGUCCCGUUUAUAACACAUCCAAAAUUUUUUGUGUUAAAAAAAUUUUGUGGAUCGGUCAACCAACAAAAAUAAAACACCUUGAAAAAAAUUCACACCAAUUACCUUUAACACAAAAAUUUCCCAAUCUACGGUACUUAAAUUCAAUCAUGCAAAAACAUUUGUUUCUCUUAAGGAAUUCUACUUCAUUUAUAAGAUAAUUUCAACAAGAAAACCAUCAAAUGAAGACGUAACAAUUGUUGAAAGGAAGGUAUGGAAAUUAAAAACACUACACUAAGGCCACUGAAGUAAAAUCCUUGUUUCUCCUUUCAUGGGCGGGGCUGUGGCUUAAUUUCAGUUAAUUACUAUUAAUUUUUUAUAAUUAUUGUGAUGGUUGCUAAUUGGGGCAUAUGUGGGAAGAAAUGCACAUGUAAUUGGAGUGGUGUAAUAUACACUCACUUAUUUGCAUUGUUACAGACCAAGGAAUGGAUACAACAAUUUACUGCCCUUGGAACUAUGUAGGGAUAUCAAAAGAGCAAUGUUACACCUUACAUGCAUUUGUUUUGUCAACAUAUUCCUCAGCUUAUGACAAAGCAUAAAGGUAAUAAGCGCUUCAGUGGUCAAGGUAUAAUGAUUAUUAUGUUUAUGCUGUUUACAUGUACAUAGGUGUUGAGAAAAAUGAUGAUGCUAGAAGGCACUAUCAAUCAAGCAAUCACCUAAAUCCACCAAAGGAUAUAUUACUAACAGAGGCUUGACUUAUUGGUUUGUCCCACACAGCUAGAACAAAAAGGCAUUACGAGAAGCAUGACAGUGAAUACUGGACUAAAGGCAUAUUUACAAAAGAGCUAAAAAUGACACACAGCCUGACAAUGUUGAGCUAAUUAUUGCAGAUAAACUGAUAACAGAGUCAUAAGCAAAAUCAGUGUUGGGGCAUACAUGUAUGCAUCCAAAAUCUAUCCUUACCUAUUAGUACUUUAUCAACACAGCAUAGAAAGCAUCUGAUCCUGAAUGCAUGAAAGCAUGCUUACAGGUCUUCCAUGAUGUAUCUCUCCUCCUCCAAAACCCCUCCCAAUAUUUUUAUAAUGCAAUUGUAGUAUAUACAAUUAGAAAUAUUCAUGUAACUAUAAUGCUUAAUCUAGGUCUCUUGUCUUUCUUUUUCUUAUUAGCAGGGUCUCUGUAAAGUUUCUAAUAUGAUGUGUAUUAUUGCUAUCAUAAGAUGGUAAAAAGAAUUUAACAAAUUGUGCAUGUAUACAGGAAACAAAACAGAGCACCCCUCUCCGUGCUUAUUGUAUGCGGUGAAUAUCUCUUCCUUAAAAUAUGACAAAUUUAAGAAAUCAGUUUUACUAUAGAGCCUCCCCGGCUUCUUUGCUACUUUGUUUCCUUUAGACUCAGGAAAAAAAAAGCGAAAUACAUAUCUGGGAAAUGGUAUAGUGAUGUGACAUCUUUUUACCAGUCCUGCUAAAAGACUAGAAUGAAUUGCAGCUUUUAAGUCACUAACAGAUCAAGUACAACGCUUGUAGGUGGACUGGGUUCAUUGUACAUCCUAUAAUGAAAUGUUAGAGCUAAAUAAACCACCUCAGUGCUCCCUCAAACCUUAUAGCCUCUUCUGUAAUAUUACAAGAAUCAAUCCAAGUUGCUUCCUCUUUAGAAUAGUCUUUCCAUAACACUAAAUAAUAACUUCUCCCCUACAAUGAGCCACCAUUUUUACCAUGUACUGAAAUAACUGACCCUACCUUCACCAUUUUCUUCUCUACGAGUCUCUCAACUUGAAAUAAAUCAUCAUCAAAACCAUUAGCCAUAUUUUGAGCAUGAUUGGUACUGUCAUCUACUGUUUCCUGCAAUAAACUACUGUAGUAGCCUUUUCUUUUACCAAAAGCACAACUGCACGCCGUGUUGUUCACAAUUUGUUUCCAAGGAAACAGAUAAUGUAUCUCAAUGAAUUUUAUUAAAAAUAUAUGAAUAUAAUUAAACAUCAAUGAAUAUGAUUAUAUGCUCGUGAGCGGUUUUAUACUGCAAUUUCUAGUCCUGUGUAUUGCAGGAUUACUGUAAGUUUUAUGUGUAAAUACUUGAAAUUUUAUGAUGUUAUGCAAUCAGUGUGAACAGCUAAUGUACAUCAUUCUUUCUAGAAUGAGAAUAAUAGUGCUUUUGUUGCUGAGGAUGAAACCUGUGAAGUAGAAGUUGCUAAAGUUGAUGCUCAAAAAUGGGAUUUCAGUGAUGAUGGCGAUGAAUUGCUUGUGGUAGAUUUUAAGAAACCAAAGAAGUCAGAGGAAUAUGAUGAAUGGCACACAAAAUGCAAAGAACAAAAUGAAGCAUUUGCAGUCUCUUCAAAUUUAUCAAGAGAAGGACAGUCAAGCAGCAGUUCUUGUUUUACAGGCCUGAGAACACUUUAGAGACAAUACUCUGCCUUUUAUUUAAAAAAGUUCAUACAGAGGAUAGUAUCCAUUUAGGUAUCAGAAUGACAAAUGGGACUGUAGUGAAUGCUUUAUUCCAGGCUCAAGACAGUACCAAGCUGGUCUAUCAGUAUGUUUUUGCUAAUACUGAUGUUGGAAAUCGCUUCAAGCUUUGCACUGCAGAUGUCCCUCGACAAGAUAUGUUUCUUGAUGACAAAGCUUUGUCUCAAUAUGGUAUUACUUCUUCAGUUCUCUUGAUUGUAGAAAUGACUGAGGAAAGAUAUUUCAGUAAAGGAGAGUGGAUAACUGAAAUUACGGAAUUGGACAGCACUGUUGAUGCAGUGUUUAUUGAAAGGGUGCUAAGAAUUGAGAAAGAGUCUAGGACUAAGUUCAUGAAAUUUGUGUCCUCGUGUGCAGCUGUUAUUGGCCCUCAUACAAUCAAGCACAUCACCUUGUUUGAAGAUUUACUGAAAUUGUACAACACUAACAGCGAAAUAGUUCAAAAGUAUCCACUACAAAUGGAUUACUUUGGAGAGAAUGCUGUAGACCUUGGUGGGGUAUCUAGAGAUGUAAUGUCAGCAUUUUGGCAGCUUGCAUAUCAGAAGUUAUUUGAUGGUAGCAAGCUCUUGGUGCCAGUUAUUAGUCCACAUGUUGAUUUGUCAUUGCUGCCUACAAUUGGAAAGAUAUCAUCACAUGGGUACUUGUGUACUGGUUUUCUUCCUAUACAAAUAUCUUUCCCAUCUCUUGCAGCAAUGCUCCUUGGUCCUAAUAUAGAUGUUGAAAGCAGAGUUCUUAUGGAUUUUUUCCUUGAUUAUGUGAGUGAUGUUGAUUGGAGAGUUUUGCAUGGUGCUGUACAAAUUGCUGCACAGACCUCUACAAGCACUUUUCCAUCAGAUGUCCAGGAGCAACUUCUUACUGUAUUGGGCAACUAUGGUUGCAGGCAACUAAUGUCACCAAGCAACCUCUCUCAACUUCUAGCUAACAUAGCUCGCUUUAUAUUUCUCAUCAGUCUGAUGAUGGCAUAUUCAAUGAUUUACUCUGGUAUUCCAUCAGAACACCAAGAUUUGUGGCACGCAUAAUCACAGUCAGAUUUAUAUCAGCUGUACGAAACUCUUAGUGCUACACCUAUCAAAGUUUUAAGUCUUAUACAGGACCCUGUUGUCAUGAACAAGGCACAGAGAUUGGUGUUUAAUUACCUUUGGCAAUAAUAUUGGUAGCAUGACACUUGAAGAAGUUCAUCUUUUGUAAGAUUUGUGACUGGGAGCUCAGUCUGCUCCACUACUAAAAUCGAAAUACAAUUUAAUGUGCUCUUGGGCUUGGCGCGCAGACCGACUUCACACACUUGUAGCAAUUUAUUGGAGCUGUCUGCAAUGUAUCUAUCCUAUCCAGAAUUUAUGAAGAAUUUUAAAUGUGUACACUCUGAUGACACUUACACAUGGAUAAUGGAUUCUUUUUGACUAUCAACAACAAACAACACUUGACUAUUUUGUGCUAUUCAUUCAUCAUUCCUGAUAAUCAUAAUGUGUGUUGUAUCAUUUAUUAUUACCAUUGGUCAAAUCACGAUAAUCAAUAAUCAUAAUAAUCAAUAAUUAUUUUUAAAUAGGGCAUUGAUUUUGCAAAAACUCUAUAUUUUGUAUGUAAAAAAUUUCCAUGGUCAUUAGUUUCUCUUGAAAGAUCAACUGUUCUGCACAAAUUUUGAUAAUCUAAUUCAAAGAUGUCAAAUCUAGUUUCUGGGACGUGUAACCCCUGUAGGUAAA